This is a messenger RNA of Mus pahari (shrew mouse), 1478 nucleotides long. It is a transcript of the gene Fam169b, whose product is annotated as family with sequence similarity 169 member B. The record is from RefSeq and is a predicted model, not a curated record. The transcript has 9 exons. The coding region runs from base 1 to 936 and encodes 311 amino acids. NCBI's taxonomy places the organism in Eukaryota, Metazoa, Chordata, Mammalia, Rodentia, Muridae.
AUGUCCCUGUUUCCCACCCCAGCAUGGGUGACAGCUCACAAAAACUGGAAACCGGGAGUCCACUGCACAGCCUGCGGGCAGCUGACAGAGGCUUACCCUGUGGACAUCCUGGAGGAUGACCCGGAGGGCCAACAGGCAUCAGCACAGGCUUACUAUGAGAUGCUCAGGGAAGGAGCCCAGACCUCUGCAGAGGUUAUAUCCCUUUCCACUGGGGAGCAGGUCACACUUGAAACUUCAUCUCUUUGUUUUUGCACGAUGUACCAUGAUGAACCUCAACAUAAAAUACUGGGUUUGGUUAAUCCCCAGGACACAAAGACAGUUGUGGCCGUUUACUUAAAGGAAUCCUGGUGGUCCAUCGAAGACGUCCUAAGAACUUCAGAUCCCACACGGGAAGGGCUCAUGAAGGUUCAGUCCUUUGGGGAAAGGAUUGUUCUCUUUGUCCUCAACGCCAUUGUUUUCGGAAGACUGGAGAGAAGGCUGGACAGCGAUGACAUGUUUUUCUUACCUCACCCUGCGAAGGAGCAAGCUAAGAUUCUGUGGAGAGAUGGAGCCGCAGUUGGAUUUUACUCAAUCAAAAUGAAAGGCAGCCUCUGUGGUGCUGGUACCAGCGCAUGCUACCUGCUGCCUGUCUUUGACACCGUGUUUGUGAGGAGGAAGAGCCGUUGCCAAGGCCUGGGGACAGCCAUGCUGAGGGACUUCUGUGACACCUUUCAAGGAGACGAAGCUCUGGGUAUCAGUUGUCCGAUCUCUCCUGCAAUGUACAGAGUCCUCAGGCAGUUCCUGUUGACCUGUCCAGGCGAGAGAGGGCGCUUGUGGGAGGUGGAGCCCCCAGGGGCCUGGGGCCAGCGUGUUAACAUCUGGCUCAAGGUUUAUCUUCAGGAGCAGAGACUUCAAGAUGGAGUGGGCUGUUGGAGAACCGGCGAGGACACAGAAUGACCGACGAUGUGCGGAAGUGUGUGAGGAAGCAUGUUAGGUGUGAACCCAGCACCUAACUCCUCAGAGGUCCGUCUGGCCUCUCCAGGAUCUGAGCCUGAGGGUUUUAUACGGCCCUGAAUAACCUCUGGUCCUGAGGAUGGUCUUUGUUAUCUCUGGCUCCCCUGGUAGGCUCCGGAAUAACUGAGUCUGAAGAAGUGCUUGGGUGAGCCAGAUACUCAAUGGGAGCUGCUUUUGCAAGCCAACUCUUGGCAGAUCCAGGACUUUAGGAGCUCAUUCAUUAAGACGACCAUUGCUUCCAAUGAAUGCACACCCUUCCCCUUAGUGGAAACAGGCUCAGAGAUGGACCAUGGUUCCCAUCCGUGUUGCACAUUCAGCCCUGUUGUAACCUCAGAGCUCGACACUGGAGUUUUUCAGGGAGACAAGUUCCUUCUCUGGGGACUUGUCAGUCACUUCCCAGCUCCUUGAGGACACACACCAGGGCUGGAUAAUGUCAACCAUGCCAGGGCCCGAUGGUGGCCACUGUGGGUCUUGGACUGCAUUAG